Messenger RNA from Ficedula albicollis (Collared flycatcher), 2850 nucleotides. It is a transcript of the gene SLC7A5, whose product is annotated as solute carrier family 7 member 5. The coding region runs from base 252 to 1823 and encodes 523 amino acids. Gene Ontology annotation, biological process: neutral amino acid transport; amino acid transmembrane transport. The record is from RefSeq and is a predicted model, not a curated record. NCBI's taxonomy places the organism in Eukaryota, Metazoa, Chordata, Aves, Passeriformes, Muscicapidae. Gene Ontology annotation, molecular function: neutral L-amino acid transmembrane transporter activity; L-amino acid transmembrane transporter activity. Gene Ontology annotation, cellular component: membrane. The transcript has 10 exons.
GCACCCCGGGCAGAGCUGGUGGCACUUUGCCCCAUUUUGCCCCUUCUGGGGACGCUCGCAAGGACGCGCCGAGCGCGGUGCCGAGCCCAGCGCGCACCCGGGGGCGCUGCCGCAUCCCCCGGCGCUCCUGCCCUCCUCCUCCUGCCUCUCUCCUCCUCCUCCUCCUCAUCCUCCUCCCCCCGGAAAGCAGCCCGGCCCACCGCCGCCGGAACAAAAGCGGCGCCGAAGGUGGCCGCUCUCGCUCUGCCACCAUGUCCGCCAGCGGGGGCAGCUCCCCGGGCCACGCCGUGAAGAAGAGGAGCUCCGCCGCCGGCUCGGCCGCCUCGCUGGCGCAGGAGGAUGAGAAGCAAGCCAUGGAGAAGAUGCUGGAGGGCGCGCAGGAGAACGGCUGUGCCCGCUCGCCGUCGCCCUGCGGCUCGGCCGAGGGGGUGGCCCUGAAGAGGAACAUCACGCUGCUCAACGGCGUGGCCAUCAUCGUGGGCACCAUCAUCGGCUCCGGCAUCUUCGUCACCCCCACGGGCGUGCUGCGGGAGGCGGGCUCGCCGGGGCUCUCGCUCGUCGUCUGGGCCGUGUGCGGCGCCUUCUCCAUCGUGGGCGCGCUGUGCUACGCCGAGCUCGGCACCACCAUCACCAAAUCCGGCGGGGACUACGCCUACAUGCUGGAGGUGUACGGCUCGCUGCCCGCCUUCCUCAAGCUCUGGAUAGAGCUGCUCAUCAUCCGGCCCUCCUCGCAGUACAUCGUGGCUCUGGUGUUCGCCACCUACCUGCUCAAGCCCAUCUUCCCCACCUGCCCCGUGCCCGAUGAUGCCGCUAAGCUGGUGGCGUGUUUGUGUGUGUUGCUGCUCACAGCUGUCAACUGCUACAGUGUCAGAGCUGCCACCCGCGUGCAGGACGCCUUCGCUGCCGCCAAGCUGCUGGCCCUGGCUCUCAUCAUCAUCCUGGGCUUCGUGCAGCUGGCAAAGGGUGAUGUGGAAAACCUGACCCCUGAGAAGUCCUUCGAGGGCACCAAGGUGGGCGUUGGGAACAUCGUGCUGGCUCUGUACAGUGGCCUCUUUGCCUAUGGAGGAUGGAACUACUUGAAUUUUGUGACAGAAGAGAUGAUAAAUCCCUACAGAAACCUGCCCCUGGCUAUCAUCAUCUCCCUGCCUGUGGUCACUCUGGUGUAUGUGCUGACCAACCUGGCUUACUUCACCACGCUGAGCACCGAGCAGAUGCUGACCUCCGAGGCCGUGGCUGUGGAUUUUGGCAACUACCACCUGGGUGUCAUGUCCUGGAUCAUCCCUGUCUUUGUUGGGCUCUCGUGCUUCGGCUCUGUCAAUGGAUCUCUUUUCACUUCUUCCCGGCUGUUCUUCGUGGGAUCCCGGGAGGGACACCUUCCCUCCAUCCUGUCCAUGAUCCACCCCCGGCUGCUCACGCCCGUCCCGUCGCUGGUGUUCACGUGUGUCAUGACCCUGCUCUAUGCCUUCUCCAACAACAUCUUCUCAGUCAUCAACUUCUUCAGCUUCUUCAACUGGCUGUGUGUGGCCCUGGCCAUCAUUGGGAUGAUGUGGCUGCGCUACAAGAAGCCAGAGCUGGAGAGGCCCAUCAAGGUGAACAUCUGCCUGCCCAUCUUCUUCAUCCUGGCCUGCCUGUUCCUCAUUGCUGUUUCCUUCUGGAUGACACCCAAGGAGUGUGGGAUUGGCUUUGCCAUCAUCCUCAGUGGCAUCCCCAUUUACUUCUUCGGGGUCUGGUGGCAAAACAAGCCCAAGUGGGUCCUGCAAGGCAUCUUCUCUGCCACCGUGCUGUGCCAGAAGCUGAUGGAGGUGGUUCCUCAGGAAUCCUAGGCAGGAGCAGCAGGGACACUGAGCUCGAGGAAACGCACAAGGUUCUGCUGAGAUGACACAAGGAUCCCACCCCUCACUCCCAGUCCCAGCACUGGAGCUGCCUCUGGCUGCCAGCACAGCCCCAGGCUCUGGCAGCUCCUGCAGCCCCUGCAGCCCCUGCAGCCCAGCCAGGAGAAGCCCUUGGUACGAGCAGGAGCCAGGAGGAGAAUUCCAAAGGGCAAUUCCAGAGGGUGCUGCCGUGCCCCCUGGUGUGUGUGAGGGCUGGGCUCGGCUCUGGGGGCUCCUUUGCUUUGGCUCUGGGAUCUGCUGGAGCCUGGUUUGAGUGUUCAGAGUUCCUGGGGGGGUCCUGAGCUGCCUUACCUGGCCCAGGUGGGGGGUGGGAGGCAGAGGUUCAUCUGAUGUUGCUCACUGCCCCUGACUCACACCCAUGUGCUGCUGGACCUGGCAGUGGGACAGGGCAGAGCAGGAUCAGUGAUGUAGGGAGCCCUCAGCUGAGUGUCACUGUCCCCUCACUGUCCCCUGCCACCCUCUGGGUUUGGAUCAGCACUCCCAGAGCCAAGGCAGCUCCCUGCUGCUGAGCCAGGCCCCCAGGAUGCUGUUCCCCACAGUGCCCACCCCUGGCAGUGAGCACUGAGGGGGAGUUCCUGCAGGGAGCCCAGGAGUCAGUCACUCCUUGGCUUGCUCACUCCAUGCUUUUCUGUGCCAGCUUUCACCCAGCAUGGCAGAGCUGCUCUGCUCUCUCUCCUCGUGGCCCUGCUCAGGGAGCCAUGCUUGUCCCAAACCAUCUGCAGAGAGAAGCAAAGGGUGGGGAUUGCCCUGGCACAUUCCCUGGGGUCUCUCUGUGUGCUGUUGUUCCCUCUGUCCUGCUGUGUUUCCUCUGGAAUGUGCCACGGAGCUGGCAGCACCUGGGUCAGGGCUGUGGAGAUGUCCUGGCUGGCUGGAGCCACCUUGGGCUGUGGUUGGGCUGGAAGGGACCUCAGAGCCCAUCCAGUGCCACCCCUGCCAUGGCAGGACACCUCCCACCAUC